Messenger RNA from Paecilomyces variotii, 1241 nucleotides. RefSeq lists its product as hypothetical. The record is from RefSeq and is a predicted model, not a curated record. NCBI's taxonomy places the organism in Eukaryota, Fungi, Ascomycota, Eurotiomycetes, Eurotiales, Thermoascaceae. The transcript has a single exon. The coding region runs from base 356 to 829 and encodes 157 amino acids.
UCCUGUGGUUCGUUAUCGUUGCGGGCUCUGAAAAUCAUGGAGAAAUUCGUGUCCAGGGUCCCGCAUAGCCUUCCUACGUGCCGUAUCACAUAAAGAAGUUACAGCGUUUGGGCCCCUAUUGCCGUUUUCAAGAGUUGCACGCGGCAAGGUCAAGAUUUCUGCUUUCGCACAAUUUGAGAUCCCCGAAGCUUAGUUAUCCGCAGGGCACUACGGGCUGCUGGGAAAUGUGCAGAGUGAAGAAAUUUUCUCUCCUGAAAGCAUGUAUACGGGAUACGUUGUGGCGUUGGAGUUCCCUGUUGAACGUCCUUCCCAGGUGCUUCAAACAUGAUCUAGAUGUUCUGGUCUCGCCUCUCCAAUGACUUUGAGAUACUUCGAACCUGGUAAGCGUGUCAUUGAGCGCCGAACAGGGCAAAGGGCAGUAUGGAAACUUCCUAUAGCCUCGAUUUGUACCUCUGUUUAUUGGCCGUGUGUCCAUAGUGACUUCCUCCGUCCCACGAGGAAACACCACGAGACAACACAACCAGAGUCUAAUAGCCCGAGGAUAUUCUGUCGAACAAUAGUUGCGUAUGGUAGUUUAGUCCAAGUAUACGCCGGGGUAUACUUCGUUCGAGGAAAAGUGAUACAGAGAAUAUCUUUCAGCCACUUAGACCAUUCCCGUCAUCCUGAAGACGUUGAGAUAAGAGUCCUCACAGGUGGUCUAUGCGGUCCGGGAACGGAGCAGGUAAUCUUGAAGUCAUUAUUACCUAUGGAUGUGACACGUUAUCUGCCGAAUUUGCUUGAUUGUGAGAUCAGUCAAAUCGAGGAGGGAAUUUCUCAAUUCAAAUUGUAGAUCAUUCUGUCAGCUGGUCAGACUGCAAGCUGGCUGGACCUUGCCUUCGUUUCCUGUCAUAGACUAUUUUUAUCGUGGACCUUGUUUUUUCUGCGCCGGGACAUAGGCUGAUGUCUUUGGAUGUCCGAUGCAUGCGUACAUCCUCUGGUCCUGAAAAUCGUAGAGUGCUUACAGGGAGUACAGAGGAAUCCUAUUUACGUAAAAGAAAGUUCACGAAUUCUAAUUUGACUUGAUAUCUCAAUCUUUUUCUCCUAUAGUGUACCCUGGAAGUUGAGUUGUGACAAGUGAGGUUUUGAAUGGAUGACUGCCUAUAUCUACAUGGGAUACAGCGGUUUUCGUAUUUGUGAGUAUUUCUUCUUGGUGGCUAUGUGGUCCGUAAGCUUCAUGAAACUUGCACAAAGUUCGAUUGUAG